Mesorhabditis spiculigera is the source of this 738-nucleotide messenger RNA. The record is from the annotation of a GenBank genome assembly. NCBI's taxonomy places the organism in Eukaryota, Metazoa, Nematoda, Chromadorea, Rhabditida, Rhabditidae.
AUGCUACUGUACCUUGUCGUCGGGCUAUCGAUUUUGGGCCUUGGGCAGGGGGCCAGCGAUGAUAUUAAUGUGAAGAUUGAAAGGCAUUUUCCGUGCUCCGCCGGAACAGGACCGAACAAGGAAAACCUCCGGAUAAAGUUCCCCUCGUACAAAACGACCGGGGUCAAAUUCAUCGAGGAGACCAACACCGAUGGCAACAAGUGUUUCCGGAUGGCUGGAGGAAAGGUGGAGGUGUACGCGCCUGGAAUGGAUGGGCGCAAAUCGUACUACGUCCACCUCGAGACCAGGAUCGGAAUUCACGGAAAGCCCGAGCGAUGCGUGAAUGCUGAUGCGAAUGGCUGUGGUGGUAUCGGAUCUUGUGUCCACUGCGACAUUUGCCACCAGAUGGGCGGCAACCUGAAGAACUUUGUCCAGAUCUUCCAGGGCAACAAGCUGGCCCAGUGCUCCGCUGAGGGCCUCCCACCCGGCGCCUACACCGAUCUCUCGCUUCGCGUCUGCCUGCCUACCAAAAAUGAGCUGUUGCCCUUCCUUGACAAGAACUCUGCGCGCGCCGAGCAACUCUGGGAGCUGUUCGUCUCCAGCCGAGCCCGAUCCGGGGAAAUUCCGCUCGUCAUUGCCGCGCGUCUUUUCGAUCGCCCGAUCAACAACUUGGACCACAAGGUCCUAAACGACCUCCUUCACGGCUCGAAGGCCGGCAUGGUCGGCUGCCACUGGAUCUACGCCACCGUUUCACAGAGU